Messenger RNA from Gadus chalcogrammus (walleye pollock), 939 nucleotides. RefSeq names its product heterogeneous nuclear ribonucleoprotein 87F-like. Lineage: Eukaryota; Metazoa; Chordata; Actinopteri; Gadiformes; Gadidae. The record is from RefSeq and is a predicted model, not a curated record. The transcript is spliced from 8 exons. The coding region runs from base 186 to 572 and encodes 128 amino acids.
UCUCCUCAUAAAGCGCCCCCACCGUUACGGAUGUUAAUCGUUUAUUUUGCGUUGGAUUGCGUGGGCUGAACAAUCCGGACAUCGUGGCCACCGACGUGGACCCCCCGCCACCGUGACCCACGCAGAGCGGAUUGUACACCCAGAGGCUUCAACAAAUCGGGUCUGGAGCUGGGAGCUGCAGGUGGAUGUUGGCCAGGAGCCGUUCAGUCCUACAGGAACAGACGGUAGAGGUGAUGGAGGCGGUCGUCUGGAGGUCCGUGGCGGUCCAUGCAGGUGGAGGGAAGGCCGGGAGCCGUGCAGCCCAACGGAUGCAGAACGAAGGACUGAGGCGGAGGUCCUGGAGGCAGAGGCCAGCCUGGAGGUCCUGGAGGCGUCCAACCUGGAAGGGGCGGCAUGGAGGGCCAGGUGGCGGCUCCUCAUCCAAAGGGCCUGGAGGCAGCCAACCUAGAUGGCCUGGAGACGGCCGAGGUCCUGGAGGCAACGGCGGGCCUGGAGGUGGAGGCCAACCUGGAGAGGUGAUGGAGGCGGUCGUCUGGAGGUCCGUGGCAGUCGUCUGGAGGUGCUCGCCGUGAGGUCCAUGGCGGUCGUCUGGAGGCGCUCGCUGCAGGUGGAGGGAAGGCCGGGAGCCGUGCAGCCCAACGGAUGCAGAACGGUGAGACACGGAACUGCACAGCUGCACAUUUUUUCUAGGCUUGGUGAAUUGUUUAGAAUUAAAACUUUGACAUACAGCAACUCUGAGGUGUUCUGAAAAAUGUCAGAUGCAUUCUCAGCCAUUAGGACCAGCUCCAGGAUGUAGGCUAGGUGUGUGUGGCUGGCUGUUAAAUAAUGGUUUAAAUAAUACCUCACUCAAGACUGCACAGUAGGGCAUCAGGGAGAUCUGUGGGAGCUAGAGCAGAGGAGGAGUUGAUUAUCUGCAUCAUGUACGGGGAGAAAUGUGCA